GAUGGUGAAAAUAAGAGUUGUUUGAAAACUGGAAGAGUUUAGAUUCCCACUGGAGGAGAGCGAAGGAGUCCUAAGGCGUCUGUUCAGGGGAGAUAUUUUGUCUAUUAGAUGCCAUCGAUGCUAAUGUCAACGAAAUCACCAAAGUUUAAGAAAACUUGACAAAAAUGACUGAAGGAGAGGUUGCAGCAAAUGGUGAAAAUGCCACCAGCAAGGACAUUCAGGAUAUUGAAGCCAAGAUUAUACGCCAAGUUGAAUACUACUUUGGUGAUUACAAUCUUCCCCGAGACAAAUUCCUACAGGAGGAAGUGAAAAAUGAUGAUGGUUGGAUCAGCAUGGAAACAAUGACAAAGUUCAAGCGCUUGGCCACUUUGUCCACUGAUGCAGAAGUUAUCACAGCUGCUUUACGGAAAUCUGAAAGUAAACUGAUUGAGGUGCAUGAAAGCAAUACCAAGAUACGCCGUUCCCCUGACCAACCCCUGCCCAUUUUUGAUGACAAAAUAAAGGAAGAAACUAUGAAACGAACAGUUUACUGCAAGGGUUUUCCCAAGGAUGGCUCCGUGACCUUAGAUGACCUCCUUGAAUAUUUCAAGGCAUAUGGCCCAUAUGAAACUGUCUUGAUGCGGUACUUCUUCAACAAGGAAGACAAAAAGCAAGGUUUUAAGGGGUCUGUUCUAGUUGUGUUCCCAAAAGAGGAAAAAGCUAAGGAGUUUAUGGAGUUGACUGAGGUAAAGUUCAAGGAUACAGUAUUGAUCAGGAAGUGGCACACAGAUUAUGUUGGAACCAGGAUGAUGACUUUGUUGAGGAUGAACUAGAAAUUGAACUCCCAAAGGGUAUCUUCCUCCACUUCACUGGCUUCAGUGAAGGCAAUGAUAUAACUAGAGAGGACAUCAAGGAAGCAUUGGGAGAAAAUGUUGAUCAGUGUGCCUGGAUUGACUUCAGCCGUGGCAUGACUCAGGGUUAUCUACGCUUUAAGGAGGCUGACUUCAACAAAAUUGUAAUGGACAAGUUAGAAGGAAAGAUAAAGGUCAAAGAAAUGGAAGGUACCCUCCGUUUGAGGCCAGAAGCAGAGCACGGGCAAGUAUUAGCAAAAAGAGAAAAUCUGGAGGUCGGGGCUUCCAGAAUAAGAGGAGAAGGAUGUAAAUGCAACUGAUAAACCUGAUCACAAAAUCACAUUAUGCCAAUUUGUAUUUCUUUUCUCUUGGAGCUUUAUCUGUUUUUUAGGUAGUAUACUCACUAUUUUGUGCCUCUGUAUGGAUCCAAAGUUAUUACAAAUCUUUUGUUUUCUUAAAUACAUGUAUGGAUAGGCCUAGAUAUAUUGGCAUAUAAACAUACCAUUACAUUACUUACACAUGUAAAUGAGAAACCUAAGCAUCCACGUUUACCUACAGUACGUUUACUUGUAUCUAGAUAUAUAGGAGUAGUUCAUUUCAAAUUUUCUGAAAGAGUGAAUAGUGUAAUUAUUUACUUUUACACCAUGCAUUAGUUUUAUAUAUAGGAGUUUAAUAGGAUGCAAGAGUUGGGAGUGCAUCUAACAAAGCAUAUAUCAAACAGGCCAUUUGUGAUUGGCUAACAUGAAUUCAUGUUAAGCUGUGUAUUACUUUGUGACAAAUACUUGUGUUGUGGGUAGUAAGGGUGUGUAGUACCUGCUAGGACAUAAUGAAUUACUGCUCACAUAAAUAUAGUUGUUAUA
Penaeus monodon (black tiger shrimp) is the source of this 1690-nucleotide messenger RNA. RefSeq names its product la protein homolog (gene La). Gene Ontology annotation, biological process: positive regulation of translation; RNA processing. The record is from RefSeq and is a predicted model, not a curated record. Gene Ontology annotation, molecular function: RNA binding. Gene Ontology annotation, cellular component: ribonucleoprotein complex; cytoplasmic stress granule; cytosol. Lineage: Eukaryota; Metazoa; Arthropoda; Malacostraca; Decapoda; Penaeidae.